AUGAAGGGCCUGGUGAACCCUGCGCAGGAAUCUAAAGGUCUCGAAGAGAUUCGUUCCGUCGUCUCUAGCCCCACGGCCACCACCCUGGGCGGAGAGGACAGCCCCUUCAUCAGCCGCUCCCCACGCUCUGCCCCCGGCUGCCCUGCGCACGGAGCCGAGGCCGGCAGCCUGAGAGAUGCCGGGGACAGGGAAGUCCAAGUCCCGCCUCUGGGCUUCCAUCGCUGGCCUAUCCAGUAUCCCUACUUCAAGCCACUUUCCAACGAGGCUGCCGGCUUCCUCAGGAAUCUGCGGCGGGGUUUGCGGGGUCUGAGGGCGCAGCGGGGAGAGGGGCUGACACCCCGGAGGGCGGACUGGAAGCACCGGGCCCCACACAAACGAGCGUCGGAGACACGAGAAAGGGUGGGCGGGAGAGCCGAGAAGCAGGACGGCAGGGACCAGGAUGCUCACAAUUGUAUUCCUGAGCUGGACAGUGAGACAGCUAUGUUUUCUGUCUAUGAUGGACAUGGAGGGGAGGAAGUUGCCUUGUAUUGUGCCAAAUAUCUUCCUGAUAUCAUCAAAGAUCAGAAGGCUUACAAAGAAGGCAAGCUACAGAAGGCUUUGGAAGAUGCCUUCUUGGCUAUUGAUGCCAAACUGACCACUGAGGAAGUCAUUAAGGAGCUGGCACAGAUUGCAGGGCGACCCACUGAGGAUGAAGAUGAAAAAGAAAAAGUGGCUGAUGAAGAUGAUGUGGACAAUGAGGAGGCUGCACUGCUGCAUGAAGAGGCUACCAUGACUAUUGAAGAGCUGCUGACACGCUACGGGCAGAACUGUCACAAGGGUGCUCCCCACAGCAAAUCUGGAGCUGGGACAGGCGAGGAACCAGGGUCCCAGGGCCUCAAUGGGGAGGCAGGAUCUGAGGACCCAUCUAGGGAAUCUUCUUCAGAGGAAAAUGGUCCCACAGCCAAGGUCCACACAGGCCUUUCCUCCAACUCGGAACGUACAGAGGCAGGCCAAGGUGGUGAGCCUGGCAUUCCCACUGGUGAGGCUGGGCCUUCCUGCUCUUCAGCCUCCGACAAGCUGCCUCGAGUUGCUAAGUCCAAGUUCUUUGAGGACAGUGAGGAUGAGUCAGAUGAGGCGGAGGAGGAAGAGGAAGACAGCGAGGAUUGCAGUGAGGAAGAAGAUGGCUACAGCAGUGAAGAGGCAGAAAAUGAAGAAGAUGAGGAUGACACCGAGGAGGCUGAAGAGGAUGAGGAAGAAGAGGAGGAGAUGAUGGUCCCUGGGAUGGAAGGCAAAGAGGAGCCUGGCUCUGACAGUGGUACAACAGCUGUAGUGGCUCUGAUACGAGGGAAGCAGUUGAUUGUAGCCAAUGCAGGAGACUCUCGCUGUGUGGUGUCUGAGGCUGGCAAAGCUUUAGACAUGUCCUAUGACCACAAGCCGGAGGACGAAGUGGAGCUAGCACGCAUCAAGAAUGCUGGUGGCAAGGUUACCAUGGAUGGUCGAGUCAACGGGGGCCUCAACCUCUCCAGGGCCAUUGGAGAUCACUUCUAUAAGAGAAACAAGAACUUGCCACCUGAGGAACAGAUGAUAUCAGCCCUUCCUGACAUCAAGAUGCUGACUCUCACAGAUGACCAUGAAUUCAUGGUCAUUGCCUGUGAUGGCAUCUGGAAUGUGAUGAGCAGCCAGGAAGUUAUAGACUUUAUUCAGUCAAAGAUUAGCCAGCGUGAUGAAAAUGGGGAGCUUCGGUUAUUGUCAUCCAUCGUGGAAGAGCUGCUGGAUCAGUGCCUGGCACCAGACACUUCUGGGGACGGUACAGGGUGUGACAACAUGACCUGCAUCAUCAUUUGCUUCAAGCCCCGAAACACAGCAGAGCGUCAGCCAGAGAGUGGCAAGCGGAAACUGGAGGAGGUGCUUUCUACUGAGGAGGCUGAAGAAAAUGGCAGCAGUGACAACAAGAAGGCCAAGCGGGACUAGCGGACUUGGUUGUCCAGACGCCUGCCCCCGAGACUGUUUCCUGAGCCCUCCGGACUGAGACUGAGUUUUGUCUUUUUCCUUUAGCCUUAGCAGUGGUUGUGAGGUGUGCAGGGGGAACUGGGUGGCUUUACUCAGCCCAUUCCAAAGAGGGCUCACCCUCUACACAGCAGCCCGGGAGCCGCUGCUGCUCUCCCCAGCCUCCUCUUUGCUCCUUGGGGCUCAUCACUGGUUCUGUGCCUGUGCUCUGUUGUGUUGGAGGGAAGGACUGGAGGUUCUGGUUUUUACUCUGUGAACUUUAUUUAAGGACAUUCUUUUUUAUUGGCGGCUCCAUGGCCCCGGCCGCUUGCACCCGCUCUCUGUUGUACACUUUCAAUCAAACACUUUUUCAGACUAAAGGCCAAAACCUAAUCAAA
Messenger RNA from Myotis davidii, 2363 nucleotides. It is a transcript of the gene PPM1G, whose product is annotated as protein phosphatase, Mg2+/Mn2+ dependent 1G. Gene Ontology annotation, cellular component: nucleoplasm. Gene Ontology annotation, biological process: protein dephosphorylation. Gene Ontology annotation, molecular function: cation binding; protein serine/threonine phosphatase activity. The transcript has 12 exons. The coding region runs from base 1 to 1950 and encodes 649 amino acids. NCBI's taxonomy places the organism in Eukaryota, Metazoa, Chordata, Mammalia, Chiroptera, Vespertilionidae. The record is from RefSeq and is a predicted model, not a curated record.